Aspergillus udagawae is the source of this 1767-nucleotide messenger RNA. RefSeq names its product transcription factor domain-containing protein. The record is from RefSeq and is a predicted model, not a curated record. The coding region runs from base 1 to 1767 and encodes 588 amino acids. Gene Ontology annotation, biological process: DNA-templated transcription. NCBI's taxonomy places the organism in Eukaryota, Fungi, Ascomycota, Eurotiomycetes, Eurotiales, Aspergillaceae. Gene Ontology annotation, molecular function: zinc ion binding; DNA binding. The transcript has 6 exons.
AUGGAUGCCAAAAAAGCACGCGGACGAGAGCAACGAGGUCUACAGUUUCAGAAUGACUUCCUCGGUUGGGACGUCAGAGAGAGCCCGCAGUCUGUUCCGUCAAUGACUAGAUCCGCAAGAUCAUCCACAGAGCAUGAGUAUGCGUCGAAAAAUCCGAUCUUAGUUGAUCACCUGGAGCCACUUGACGUGGACAUACUGAAUCAGCGACAUGCCUUCGAUUUACCUUCGCAGGCUGUCUGCGAUGCGCUCGUGGAUGUGUUCUUCAAGUGGAUCGCACCAGUGUUGCCCGUGAUCGAUCGACACGACUUCAUACAUCGAUAUCGUAAUCCUCAGAACCCUCCGUCAAUCCUCUUAAUUCAAGCCGUACUCAUGGUAGCGUCGAGGUUCCACCAUAAUGGCCAGAGCUCUGGGAACGGCGUAAUCUCUCCGCGCGUCUUUUACAAGAAAGUGAAAGCUCUGUAUGAUGCAGGAUACGAAAGAGAUCCUACUACAGUCCUCCAGGCUGUAGUCUUAUUGGGCGUGUACUGGGAUGGCCCCGAUGAUCUCACGGAAAGUGGGAUAUUCUAUUGGAGUCGUCUGGGAAUAGCUUUGGCUCAGGAACACGGGCUUCACCAGAGUGAGAACUACGUAACACUGUCUGCUACGAAGAGAAGGAUCUGGAAGCGGAUAUGGUGGACUCUUUACACGCGCGAUCGCUCGGUGGCUGCAGCAUUCGGCCGUCCUCUUCACAUCAAUUCCGAAGAUUGCACGGUUGAACCUUUGAAAGAAAGCGACUUUAUUGAGUAUGAUGAGCAAAAUGAUAGCUCAACAGAUCGUACAGCAGCUCUUUUCUUCAUGCAGUACGUGAAACUCUGCCAACUAAUGGACCUUGGUCUGUGCUUGAAGCUGUCGUCCAGGUCGACAGAGGAUAGUCGGAUGAAGGGGGCUGCGCAAUGUGAGCUUGGUCUGAAUGACUGGCUCGUCUCUUGUCCGUCCGAGCUUCAGUGGAGACAGUCUCGUCAUAGUUUUUGGUCUGCAUUACUGUGUUCGACCUUCUAUACCAUUGUGUGCCAGUUACAUCUUCUUCAAUCUCCCGACUCGUCAAAUGAGGCGCAAAGCUCAGCUUUUCAUGCUGCCACGAGUAUCGUGUCCAUCCUGGAAACCCUACAGUCCAAGGGCGAGCUAACGUACACGCCAUCAUUCAUAAUCUGCCACGCCGUUGUAUCUUUCGUCACACUGCGAAGCCAAAUGGAAGCCUCAAUACCGUCACUCCUGCAUGCCAUCCGACAGAAUCUGGAAGCCAACCUAGACAUGCUCCAAGUACUUUCUCAUACAUGGCCCAUUGCGGCAAUAUUUCUAGAGCUCUUUCGCACUAUGACUGGCCUGGAACAGUUUGAGCGAACUUUAUCAGUCGCAGUAGAGAAGUGCGGGAAACGUGCACGAGGGGACGAGAACGACAGUUCCACUCCCCUAAGAUCUUCGACGCGUUUCAAAAGGCCUAAAUUACAGCAAGUCAUUCUACCACAAACUAGGGUCGUCCUUCAGAUUUUGCAGAGGGAAACUCAGAAGCAAUUUAGCUCCCAAGGCCCACUCCACAACAAGUUGAAUGCAAGGGUUGAAAGUAUGCCAUCUGGCGUCAUUCCAGAUCAGAACCGUUCUACACCUAUGACCGAGGUUGACCCGCUGCUUGAUGACUGUGACGCUUCAGCUGUAUUACGGAGCUUACGGAGAAUAAUCGACGCUGGUAAUUGCGCUCCCCCUGAUUCUCGAUCAGACGACGUAUCAUGA